Arabidopsis arenosa is the source of this 1293-nucleotide messenger RNA. NCBI's taxonomy places the organism in Eukaryota, Viridiplantae, Streptophyta, Magnoliopsida, Brassicales, Brassicaceae. The record is from the annotation of a GenBank genome assembly.
CUCCAUGUGAGCUUUUGACUUUCCUUCUGUGUUUAGGACAACAUUCUGAAACAAUGGAGAAGGAUAAUAGUACCAAGAAGAGUCUCUCAGAAGUACUUGAUCUCCGGCAACUCAGGCACACGAAUUCCCCGGUAUUCUCUACCGUCAUUUUCGCUGUCAUAAUGCUGCUCGUUGUCGCGGGAACAAUCCUCUCAAACAUGUCUCUAGAAUCAACUUUCUUCUGGUCUUCACCGACCUCUCAGGUAAUACAAAUGAACAGAAUGGAGAGAAAGCCAUUGGCUCCUCCAAAUAACAGUACAAGCAGAGACAGGAUCGCUUGGCUUCGAUCACAUCUAACAGAAUUCGAGGUUUUCAGGUCAACCAACCUUUCAAAGCAGUUUCAUCAGAGGGUUGUUGACUCUCUCGACGACAAAUGUGAGGUUAGAUUCUUCAUGACAUGGUUUUCACCAGCAGAGUUUUUUGGCAAGAGAGAAAUUUUAGCUGUAGAAAGCGUCUUUAAAUCUCAUCCUCGAGGAUGCUUAAUGAUUGUAUCAGGAUCCUUGGAUUCUCAACAAGGAGAUAGCAUCCUAAAACCGCUAAUUGAUCGCGGUUACAAGGUUUUUGCAGCCACACCAGACAUUUCAUUGCUUCUUGAGAACACACCAGCUAAAUCUUGGUUUCAAGAAAUGAAAAGCUUCAAAAGAGAUCCAGGAAGGAUACCGUUACACCAGAAUCUUUCAAACCUCGCGAGGCUAGCGAUUCUGUACAAGUACGGAGGUGUGUACCUAGAUACCGAUUUCAUCGUCACAAGAAGCUUUAAAGGGUUGAGGAAUUCAAUAGGAGUGCAAACAUUACUGGAGGGAGAUUCAAAGAACUGGAAAACGUUGAACAACGCGGUUCUGAUCUUCGAAAAACAUCACCCGCUUGUUUACAGUUUCAUGGAGGAGUUUGCUUCGACUUUUGACGGGAACAAAUGGGGACACAAUGGUCCUUGCUUGGUAACAAGAGUAGUGCAAAGAGCAAGAGAAACGAUUGGGGAUAAUUUUACAGUACUGCCACCAGUAGCAUUCUAUCCAUUCAAUUGGUUAGACAUUCCGAGACUGUUUCAAACGCCAAAGAGCAGCAAUGACUCGAUAAUACUCAAAACCGAUCUGGUGAAGCUGAACAGAGAAAGCUACGGGCUGCAUCUAUGGAACAAGUUCACCAGAAAACUUAAGAUCGGUAAGGGCAGUGUCAUAGAUAUCAUAGUUUCAGACCACUGUGUUGUUUGCAGAGGAAUUCAGAGAUGACAGGAAAUCAAAUAGGUGUGUUUGU